AUGGCUUCAGCAUCACCUACAACAUCCACCACUUCCAGCAAAACAGUCUCUGCAGCCUAACCCGCUACGCCACCAUCAGUCUCUACAGCAUAUCCUGCUACACCACCCGCUACACCACCACCAGGCUCUGCAGUUCUACCCCCUACACCAUGAACCUCUACAGCCUAACAUGCUACACCACCACCAGCCUCUGCAGUCUAAUCCACUACACCACCAUCAGCCUCUGCAGUCUAACCCGCUACACCAUCAACCUCUACCGCCUAAUGCACUACACCACCAUCAGUCUCUACAGCCUAACUCGCUACCCUACCAUCAGUCUUUACAGCCUAAGCCGCUACACCACCACCAGCCUCUGCAGUCUAAUCUGCUACACCACCACCAGCCUCUGCAGUCUAACCCGCUACAACAUUAG
Pelobates cultripes (western spadefoot toad) is the source of this 412-nucleotide messenger RNA. The record is from the annotation of a GenBank genome assembly. NCBI's taxonomy places the organism in Eukaryota, Metazoa, Chordata, Amphibia, Anura, Pelobatidae.